Molecule: messenger RNA, 552 nt
Organism: Menidia menidia (Atlantic silverside)
Lineage: Eukaryota; Metazoa; Chordata; Actinopteri; Atheriniformes; Atherinopsidae
Source: the annotation of a GenBank genome assembly
AUGUGGAUCAAAUCUGGCCCGUUGAGCCGGUUUGUAAGGGGUUCAGAACCAGUGGGGGUGCUUCGGUCCGGCUUUUCUCGCCUCAACCUCAGUAACCAGUUUAAAGUUCAGGACGCUGCUGGGUUUCCAGGAGUUCUGGAAAGCAGAACCAGGUCAAACAGCACAAUGUUCUGGAGCUGGAGUCGGCCCAAAAACCCCGACCGUUCUCCGUUUGAACUGAGGCAUCGCCGGGCGGGUCUCCCCCCUCAGCCCAGCUCACAGCGUUACCUGCUCCAGCCUUCUCAGUAUUCCCUCUCAAAUGGUUUGAAUCCAUCGCGGGUCAGCGCCCACAGCAGGUCGACUCCCCUCGUCCCAAAUCAGCAUCACCGUAAUGAGCUGCAGCUCUGCCUCCACCUCUCCCCACUCACUUUUCCUUUUUCCUCCAUCCCUCGUUCAAUCUUCCUCAGCCCGAACAUCUCAGGAGACGGAGAAUUACGGGGAGGAGGCGGUUCGGGGGUGCUCUCCGGGCACAGCAGGCUGGCUGCGAGCACCAUGGCAGUGGCAGGGGAAUAA